AUGUUCUACGCUGCCAGGGAUGCUGGCAUUACAGAGAGGCUCAUCACGAAGCAGGACUGCCUCGCGGCCUUGGCCGCAGCUCUUGACUCUGAGCUCGGCACACGAGGCGCAGACAAUGAGAAGAAGCUGCAGUCGCACCAGCAGAAGGUGGCAAACCUGGCAAUGGCCCAUGCACUCGUUGGGAAGAUCCUGCACGACGACGCCUGGCUGUACUUCCGCAGGUCCUGGCAGAUGGGGCAGAGCUUCUUCAUCGCCACGUGGUCGUUGGGGGUGUUUCUCAAUGGCAAGCGCAAGGACGGCAAUCAGGCGGGUGCCUUCACCCGAGUGAGGAGCCGCUUGGAUGAGGCAGUUGAUGCCGUAGAGGUCGUCCAGGAGGAGAAGGAAAAGCAGAAAACUUGGGCCCGUCGCCUCUCUGCAGCCUUGCGCCUCUCUGCCUUGGCAAGACGCACCCCGAGCAGCGGGACUGUGGACUGA
Molecule: messenger RNA, 474 nt
Organism: Effrenium voratum
Lineage: Eukaryota; Dinophyceae; Suessiales; Symbiodiniaceae
Source: the annotation of a GenBank genome assembly